Messenger RNA from Trypanosoma theileri, 567 nucleotides. Its product is annotated as terbinafine resistance locus protein (yip1). The transcript has a single exon. Gene Ontology annotation, cellular component: membrane; trans-Golgi network. The coding region runs from base 1 to 567 and encodes 188 amino acids. The record is from RefSeq and is a predicted model, not a curated record. Gene Ontology annotation, biological process: endoplasmic reticulum to Golgi vesicle-mediated transport. NCBI's taxonomy places the organism in Eukaryota, Euglenozoa, Kinetoplastea, Trypanosomatida, Trypanosomatidae.
AUGGCGGAAAAUGUUCCCCCUUACCCUACACCUGCUUACUCCACUCUUGAUGAGCCUAUCAUGAACACAAUUCUUCGUGAUGUUGUUGCUAUUGGUAGGAAAUUGCUUAUUGUUCUUGCACCACCACUGGGAUCAGAGAAGGAAUUGCGGGAUUGGGAUCUAUGGGGUCCACUUCUACUUUGUUUACUGCUUGCCAUCAUACUUGCUGGUUCUGCAGGAGACAACCAGGGUGGUCUUAUCUUUUCAGCAGUCUUUGUGCUCGUAUGGGUUGGUGCCAGCGUUGUUACACUUAAUGCAAAAUUCCUUGGAAGUAAAAUUUCAUUCUUUCAGACUGUGUGUGUUAUGGGAUAUUGUCUUGCUCCUCUUUGUGUUGGUGCCUUCAUUGCCCUCUUUGUACGCGUAUUCUGGGUAGUGAUGGUGGUCUCUUGCGUUGUUUGGUUCUGGUCUUGUUGGGCCGCCUUACGCUUUUUCCGUGGUUCUGUUGUGCCUCAACGUGAGAUGCUUGUCGUUUACCCGGUUGGUCUCUUUUACUUCUUCAUGACUUGGAUGGUGGUUGCUGGUAUUUGA